AUGCCCCCCUCACCCCUGCCCCUGCCCCUGCCCCUACUUCCCUCCCCCCUCACCUCCCCCUUCUCGCCCCCCUUCGGUCUUGCCCAGUCCACAUACGCGACUGUCACCCGAAGCCCUCCGGCUAAGAACAAUGCUGCCAUAAAGCAAACCAACAGUAAUACGAAGACUGACAGGCUUGCUACGAAGCUGCCACCUUCCGACCACCGACUCUUUGUACGCCUCCCGGAGAACCAUCUUGCGAAGAGCAUGGAUGCAUUUGCUAUAUAUACUAGCCUGCGAUCAUAUCUAGACACUAAUGGAAAGCUUCUCAAAGGCGGCCAAUCUAUCAAAACUGGAUUCGCUCUUCUGCCUGUCUCUACAGAUGCCCUCCCAGUCCUAGAGGCCCAAAAGGAAGCUAUAGCCGCCUUCUUCAAAGAAUGCCAGAUCGAACGGAGUUCCCGCUGGAUCUCCUAUCGAGUAACCAACGUACCUAGGAAGGUUGGCCGACUUACUGGUAGCCAAUACUCUAUGAUGCCGGUCAACCCCGAAAUUUUGUCUGCAGAGAUCACUGAAACCACAGGCCUUAACCCAGUCUCCAUUAUCGAGACUGCUACGAGUGCCGCUAACCCCAACACUAUCGCAUCUAGCUGGUUUAUCAACUUCCCGGAGGGCAGCAAGGCCAACCUCCUGUACGACUCCCCUUGUUUGGUAUGA
Messenger RNA from Penicillium canescens, 693 nucleotides. RefSeq lists its product as uncharacterized. Lineage: Eukaryota; Fungi; Ascomycota; Eurotiomycetes; Eurotiales; Aspergillaceae. The transcript has a single exon. The record is from RefSeq and is a predicted model, not a curated record. The coding region runs from base 1 to 693 and encodes 230 amino acids.